Xiphophorus hellerii (green swordtail) is the source of this 1081-nucleotide messenger RNA. RefSeq names its product Fc receptor-like protein 5. Bases 102 to 986 code for a protein of 294 amino acids. NCBI's taxonomy places the organism in Eukaryota, Metazoa, Chordata, Actinopteri, Cyprinodontiformes, Poeciliidae. Gene Ontology annotation, biological process: immune response; cell surface receptor signaling pathway. The transcript has 6 exons. Gene Ontology annotation, molecular function: transmembrane signaling receptor activity. Gene Ontology annotation, cellular component: external side of plasma membrane. The record is from RefSeq and is a predicted model, not a curated record.
UUUGUGGUCGACUAACAGACAACGUAGAGAUCCAGGAAGAGGAAGAGGAUGUUUUCAGUGAGUGUCAAACUGCUGCUGGUCUCAUUGGAUCCAGCUGCAGAAUGGAGGGAACAUCUGUCCUCAGGCUGCUGGCUCUGAUCUCUCUGCUGAGCCGCUCAACAAACCAAGUUCAUCUGACUGUGAGUCCCAGCAGAUCUCAGUUCUUUAGAGGAGAAUCUGUGACUCUGAUCUGUGAGGAUGAAAACAGAUCUGAUGGAUGGACUGUGAGGAGAAACACAAGCAGAGAAACCAGGACUGAGUGUGGAGAUAAAUGGUGGAGAAAAGAUGGAUCUACUUGUAAAACCAGCAGCAUCAGAGAACAUGACACUGGUCUGUACUGGUGUGAGUCCAUGUCUGGAUCCUCCAGCAGCAGCAGCAGCAUCCAGCUCUCUGUCUCUGGUGGAUCAGUGAUCCUGCAGAGUCCUGUCCUCCCUGUGAUGGAGGGAGAUGACGUCACUCUGAGCUGCAGAGCAAAGAAUCCAACCCACAACCUCCCAGCUGCUUUCUAUAAAGAUGGCUCCUUCAUUGGUGAUGGACCAUCAGGUCACAUGACCCUCCUCCAUGUUUCCAGCUCUGAUGAAGGCCUCUAUAAAUGUAACAUCAGCCGUCAUGGAGAGUCUCCAUCCAGCAGGAUCUCUGUCAAAGAAAAACCAACAACCACAGCCCCGCCCACUACCGAAGCUCCUCCCACUACAGAAGCUCCUCCCACUUGCUCACCUUCCCCUCUCCUCAUCGUCACUCUGCUCUGCCACCUGGUGGUGAUGUUCCUGUUCUUCAUCUGCUCUUUCCUCUUGGGGUUUUCAUUUGGACUCAGAACCAAAAGAAGUGACCCGUCACCAUGUGUGAAGAUGACUCCGCCCCCCCAGGCUGAGCUGGUACCAGAUGAUGAUGAUGAUGAUGAUGAUGAUGAUGAUGAUGAUGAUGUCACCACAGAGCAUCACAUCUGAACUGAACGAUCUCAUCCUCCUCUGCUCCAAAUUUCUUCUUGUUCUUGUAAAAUUGUUUUAAUGGAUGAAUAAUUAAAGCCUCAUGAAUGAAUAAA